AUGUCUAAAAAGAAGACAGACGUUGCCGAAGAGAUAAUUAGACGUGCAUCUGGAUAUAUUCCUGCAUUCGAAGAUGUUUUUACUGAAGAAGGCUUUUACAUUUUCUUUGCUUGUCUUGCCGUAACAACGUUUUUGAUUGUAUUUACAUGUGCGUAUUUCUUUGACGUUACUAUCACUGAUGCUGGCGAUUUUGCUCCACGUAGUCAGAUUAAGAAACCUCGAAAGAAGAAACUUCCAACUUAUUCUAGCUGA
This is a messenger RNA of Rodentolepis nana, 252 nucleotides long. The record is from the annotation of a GenBank genome assembly. Lineage: Eukaryota; Metazoa; Platyhelminthes; Cestoda; Cyclophyllidea; Hymenolepididae.